UUUGAUUGAUAUUUCUUUUAUCUAUUCAGGUGAAUCUUCCCUUGAGUUCAUCAUUAACGAGCCCCCUGUCCCUGGUAACUGUUCAGUUUCUCCCUUCAAUGGCACGGCCCUGGAAACCACCUUCAACACCUUCUGCGCGGACGAGUUUCAGGACGAUGAUAAGCCUUUCGGAUACAAAGUGGGAUAUCGCAUUUUCCCAGACGAUGACUGGAGCUGGAUCUAUGAAGGCAGCACUUACACCAUGCGAAAGGCCGCCUAUCUGCCGCAAGGAAAUUCGGAUAAGAACUACGAAAUUGAAGUCAAGGUUCAAGCCAUCGAUGCCAUCGGUUCGGCCGCUGAAGUGAUCUCUACUGCAGUCGUGUACCCUCCCUCUGCUGAGACCAUGGCAGCUAUGAUGGGUAAUAUGACGGGGCCGGAUGGAUACAUUCAGCAACUGGCCAGGAUGGGAGACGCGCGUGAAAUGAUGCAGACACUUGGCGUACUUGUGGCCUAUAUGAACAUAAAUAAUAUGUAUUCUGUUGAUGCUGCUUUAGCUGAACAAUUCAACGAAACUGAAAUCGCCCUGGCGCUGCUUAACGCUAUUGCCGACGCCGACCUGACCGACAGCGAACGCACCCAGAAGGAUACUCUGACGGCCAGGAUGGAUGCUCUGAGAUCAGAAAACGCUUCUGCGUACCAGACAUGGUUUGACCAGAGAGUACAGAUCCGUCAAGAAAUCUGUCAAGCGUUGUCACUUAUGAACUUUGUAAGCUUGUCAACAGGCCGUCUCAUUGUGUCUGGAUUGAGAGACAUGGUCAAAUUGCCCAAUGAAGUUAAUGCCUUGGCCGUGGAAGCCAUUGGUACAGUGGCACAAAAAGUGUGGGAUUUGCUGGACGCCAAUAAAGAUGCUAUGGAAGGGCCAGAUCUAACUGCGAACGCCAAACUUCUGAUAGAAAUUAUUGGUCGAACUCUAGAUGCCAUUAAUGCUAUUAAUGAAGCUGGAAACCUAGAGGCGGAUCUGGAAGAGAUUUUGAGGGCAACAAGGACCAAUCUCGUCACUAUGACGAAAUACAUCGGUCAAGGCGUGAUGGACAAAAAAGUGGUGGGCGAACCCACAACAACCAUCUCCACGACUAAAAUGCAGGUCAGCACUCAGUUGGAAUACCCUGAUAAGCUCGAUAAAGCAACUCUUGGUGCCGGCAGCAGUGGUGAUAUCAACAUGCCGGGUAUGGACAGCCUCAUAGGAACCGGAAACGAUACUACGUCCUCACUUAAAUACAUGGUAGCGGCGAUGAAGAGCAACCCGUAUGCUGGGGCCAAUGCCACCAACACGAGCGGUAGCGCCGACGACGUGGUUGAAGACCUCACACCGAACUCACCGGUUAUAUCUCUGGAUUUCAAAAAUGAAACGGGAGGUGAAAUGAAAGUUCAAGACUUGGACGAUCCCUUUAAUAUCUACAUCAACCGAGAUGCCAGCAAAGUCCAACUGACAGAGGUUCACAACUUCACCACAGCCUGGGAUGAAAAGAUGGUGAUACAUAAGAUCAUCCUUCCUGGAAACAUCGGUCUUAGCAUCAAGGUUUGGGACUGGUCACCGGUGCCACCACAGAACGUCAGCAACUCAACUGACGACUUGACCACCACCGAGUUCCCAGAGACCACGACUUUCGACAUGGAAACCACAACGUUUGACUUCAAUGCGACGAACUCAACGGAGGAGCUUGCCGGUUUCGAUAAUACCACUUUCAUGGUAUUUGUAGGCAUUGGGCGGUUGCCAACUGUUGAAGUCCAUGAUUUUAAUUGCACCCUGCCCAUGGAUUUCAGCGAUCUUGAUGUUAAUGACACCACUCAUCCGAGGAAUAAGUAUGGUCUCCCGGACCCUAGUGUCUGCUUCAUGUCGAACGCGUUUCUAAACAGGUAAUAUGAUCAUUUACAAAUGCAACACUACGUUACUUUUAUCAUUAGCUAAGACUUUAUAUUCAUAUAUCAAAUUUUUGUUCAUUUUAUGAUCUAAUGGUUGAUAAUGGAUAAAGUAAUGGGGCAAUGGAGUCACUUCCUACGUAAUGGAUCGCGGUUCGCGAGCUGCCAAUUACAUAAUAUUAUGUUGGAUUACGCAAAGCUUAAAGCUUAACUCUGUAGAUCAUAAAAGGUGGGGAUUACUUC
Molecule: messenger RNA, 2142 nt
Organism: Lingula anatina
Lineage: Eukaryota; Metazoa; Brachiopoda; Lingulata; Lingulida; Lingulidae
Product: polycystin-1
Biological process (GO): calcium ion transport; detection of mechanical stimulus
Cellular component (GO): plasma membrane
Molecular function (GO): calcium channel activity; protein binding
Source: RefSeq, a predicted model, not a curated record